Pygocentrus nattereri (red-bellied piranha) is the source of this 5344-nucleotide messenger RNA. RefSeq names its product nuclear receptor subfamily 1, group H, member 3 (gene nr1h3). The record is from RefSeq and is a predicted model, not a curated record. Gene Ontology annotation, biological process: lipid metabolic process; cell differentiation; positive regulation of transcription by RNA polymerase II. NCBI's taxonomy places the organism in Eukaryota, Metazoa, Chordata, Actinopteri, Characiformes, Serrasalmidae. The transcript has 11 exons. Bases 355 to 1707 code for a protein of 450 amino acids. Gene Ontology annotation, molecular function: RNA polymerase II cis-regulatory region sequence-specific DNA binding; nuclear receptor activity; zinc ion binding.
GGGCAUUACGCUGCCUUCACGCACACAGCGCUGUUGUUGGGGAAGUUCGUAGAGGUUCGAGAGAGCUUUGCUAGCUCUUCAAAGCGAGGGAGCCUUGGUUUCCAUCCUUUCCAUCUCUUUCUCUCCGUCUCCCGUUCUCUCUUCCUCUGGCUGUUCCUUUGCCUUUUUCUGUCCCCAAUAACUGGGACAGGAAAAGCUUUCUCAGGAGUGGAGUUUCCCCUGACAGUGUCCAGAGUGUUGGAGAGGAUAAACAACAUGACCUGCUAGCAACAUACAGAGCAAGAUGGACAGGCAAUAACAAAGAGUUACAUCAGGGGUGGUGUUGGUCCGUUAUGACAAGCUGCUGUGCAGAAGAUGACCACCCUUUCUGCAACUGAUAUCAGUGAUGUUAGUCAUGUGUGUGUGUUCCCUGCAGGGGAGAGUCUGGGCUGUGUCAGUAAGGAGGGCUCUUCAGUUGCAGAAGUGAAACAUGAGGUUCAUUCUUCUCCAAGUCAGCCCGCUUCAUUCUCCAGUUCUCCUGACGAGCUGAGCGACACACUGCCCAUGGAACCUAGCGACAUCAAGGUGGAUCCCUCCACUGACACACCUGCUCCAGAGGGCCUGCCAGUGAAGAGGAAGAAGGGCCCCGCUCCCAAAAUGCUGGGAAAUGAGGUGUGUAGCGUGUGUGGGGAUAAAGCCUCUGGCUUCCACUACAAUGUGCUGAGCUGCGAGGGCUGUAAGGGCUUCUUCAGACGCAGUGUGAUAAAAGGAGCACAGUAUGUCUGCAAGAGCUCAGGCCGCUGCGAGAUGGACAUGUACAUGCGCCGCAAGUGCCAGCAGUGCCGGCUGCGGAAGUGCAGGGAGGCAGGCAUGUUGGAGCAAUGUGUGCUCUCAGAGGAGCAAAUUCGGCUUAAAAAGAUGAAAAAGCAGCAUGAGGAGGAGGCAGCCCGGAGCUCUACUGUAGCCACCCCCAGCCCAGCCCCUGAGGUGGCCCCGCUGGCUCCUGAACAGCAGGAAAUGAUCGAGAAGCUUGUGGCCAUGCAGAAACAGUGCAACAAACGCUCCUUCAUUGACCGGCUCAAAGUCACCCCAUGGCCACAGAGUCAGGACCCACAGAACCGGGAGGUGCGGCAGCAGCGUUUUGCUCAUUUCACUGAGCUGGCAAUCAUGUCAGUGCAGGAAAUCGUAGACUUUGCUAAACAGCUGCCUGGUUUCCUGGAGCUCACUCGUGAGGAUCAGAUCGCCCUGCUCAAGACCUCUACAAUAGAGAUAAUGCUGCUAGAGACAUCUAGGCGCUACAACCCAGCAAUGGAGAGCAUCACUUUUCUCACUCCGGACUUCAGCUACAACAAGGAUGACUUUGCCAAAGCAGGGCUACAGAUCGAGUUCAUCAACCCCAUCUUUGAGUUCUCUAAGGGCAUGAAUGACCUGCACCUGGACGAGGCAGAGUAUGCACUGCUUAUCGCCAUCAACAUCUUCUCAGCAGACCGUCCCAAUGUGCAGGAUCAUGAUUUAGUGGAGAAGCUCCAGCAGCCAUACGUGGAUGCCCUGCAUUCAUACAUCCGGAUAAAAAGACCCAAUGAUCAUUUGAUGUUCCCACGCAUGCUGAUGAAGCUGGUGAGCCUUCGCACCCUCAGUAGUGUGCACUCUGAGCAGGUCUUUGCCUUGCGCCUGCAAGACAAAAAACUCCCACCACUGCUCUCUGAAAUCUGGGAUGUCCAUGAGUGAAGCCCCAGCCAGCCCCCAGGACAGAGUCAGCAGAAUCAGGGUAGUGUGGCGGAUGGGUAGUGGGGAGCAUAGCCUCACAAUGUCCUUCAGGCCCAAGACGUCACUUUGUAAUUGGCUCGGCCUUGAGGAGGCUGGUUUUAUCUUUCUAUUUACACACAUUUAUGCUCUUCUGUACAGGAUACAGUGGUCUGCUUACUCAGAAUGAGCUUUCUAAAGACUGUGUGGCCAGAUGAGGCUUUGGGACUGUUCGUGCCUAAGCCUGUGUGAAUUGCAUUGGCAGUACUGGUUUUUCCAGCAUUGGAGCUCUGAGAUGUAGUAGAUGUUAUGGACCCAGAAACCUGCUCACUGGAAUGAAUGACUACAAAUUGCUUCUUUAAGGUGGUUGUCUUGUUUUUAUUUCAUGUUUUGAGUACCAAAAGUUCUAAGCAGGUCUUGGCAAUGGUUCCUGGUCUUCAUUGAAAUAAUUAUCAUUGUGGCUCUAUGUUGUUCCAUUUUGUUUUUGCUGUGGCCACAUUUCCUCUCUGACAACUUGGAACAGAAUAGCUCAAAAUGAAAGGGUUGUAUUCCACAAGCCUACAGUUGCAUUACAUUACCAUUAUGCUAGAUCAGAUGCAGGAAGUUUGUGUAGCACAGGUUUAACAAGGUUAUUGGAGGGCCAUAACAAAGAGUUUAUCUCUGUGCUCUGUGAGCAUCUUUCAUUCCUAAACUUUGUGAUGAAAAAGCAGUAGAGUUUAAACAUUGCUGAGGAGCAGUGCUCCUACAACAUUUUUAUUUGAAAAAUAUAAAGCCUCUUCCAAACUACACACUUUUUUGUUUCAUUGUAAAUAUUAAAAGCUCCUGAUAUUUAAGGGAUGUACUGAUGUAGUGAAGGAUUACUGUGAAGUGUCCUUGGAGGUGUAAUAUUCAUAUUAAAGCCAUGUGAUGUAACCAGUUAUUCUAGAAUGACAACUUUAGUGUGAAAUGUGUUAGUGUAGGAAUUGUAGGAUGUGGAAUGUGAAAGGGGCAAUAUGAAUUUUUUCAAACAUUCUCUCUUGGCUAUUUGGUUCCAAGUUGCAACAGUGAAAAUGUGGCAAAAGCAUCAGGAUUCUGAACUGACUGAUCAGUUGGGUAUGCCAGAGAGCCUCUCAAUCGGUGUUCCUACUUAAUGAAGUCAUGGGUUUAGAACUUUCAUGCCUACUGCAUUAUUCAUUUACAGAUGUGAGCAUGCUGUUUAUGUGGAGAACUUGGGCUUAGAUAUGUUGCGUUAAAAUCUCAUGUUCACAGUCUAUGGAGUGAAGAUGAUGAUGAUCGAAAUGCAAUCUUGGGUUCAUAUUACAAGGACAAAAUAAAUAAAUAGAUAAUCCAGUGAGCCACUUACAGGGAUUGGCAGGAGUCACUGGACCUGUCAACAUAAACCAGUAUGCUGCUCAACUUAAAAACCUGCUGUAAGGCUGGCAAGAAACUGUGUGAAAAUCAUCUAACCAUUAAAUAUAGGCCUAGGUUUCACUUUUUGUGUUCUACGGUAAUCAUGUCCAUUUACAGAGAUCUCUCUGCUGUUGUUAAGUGGUUUUCUUGCAAAUGGUGUUUUACAAGAUUUUAACCAUUGUUUCUAUUACUGCAAAACCUCAGUGUCCUGUUAUUGUUGCAAAAAAAAGAAUACAACAGUACAAUAUCAUGGGUCUUCCGAACCAGGGGCUAAAUUAGCUUUUCAGUGCUAUUUCUUAUAUCCUUUUAUGAGGUUUUAGUAUUGAACCCAAGCUCUAACAGCUUUGUUUGCUUUCUGCAUUCUCAUCUUUAACCACUUCUGUCCAUGCUAAUCAGACAACGUUUGCUUGGUAGUUUUUGUCAACCACUUCAACUCAUUCUUACCACCCCAAAUCAGUUACUUUAUUAUAAAGGUGAUGCUUUGAAAUUGAAUUUAAUCAUCUUUUUACAGUUACAUUAUUGUUUUGCAUUGUAGCUUGGUAUGGAAUGUCUUACCCUGCUUCUGGUUAGUUGGUGAAGUGGCUUUGUCCCUCUCUCAAAACACCAACAACAUGCAAAGACAAAAACCUCAAAGUAGCUACUGUACAUUGGUCACUGGUAGCUCUUACAGGAAUUAGAAUAAUACCAGCACUUUAGUAGGGUGAACUUGGGCUUGGAGUUUGGCCUAGAACCAAAUCAAAUUUCUGUAAAAUGUUGCCAUAUUAUUAUUAUUAUUAUUAUUAUCAUUAUUAUUAUUGUUUUUGUUGUUUAUGUUUUAGGAUUUGGCUUGUAUAAUUAGCUCCAGCUAAUUGACAUGCCUUAGUCCUGGUUAAGUAGUCAGUUUUUCUAAUUUCAUCCCAAAUCAAGAACUGAUGAAACAGUACUAUGUCUCAUUACUUGUGAACUUGCACAUUGUACAUUGAAAGGAUGUGUAAUCAUUUGAGCACUAAAAUAGCUUGCAGGCUGCAUUGAAUUUUGCAGGGGUUAUCAUUGAAUGAUUGGGAAUUGAGCUGUUAGGUUUGAACAGCACUAUUUUGUAGCUGAAUAAUGAUUUGGUCGUGUUCUUUGAUGUUGUAGAAUUUAUCUGAAUCAGGAAGGUAGAGUUUACAUUAUAGGUUUAUAACUGUUAAAUUAUACCAUUUGCUUAAUUGCAGUAAGUGUAUAAAACCUUAAGCCCUUCUCCUUGAAACAUGCCCUGAAGACCUGAUGCUUUUCCUUUCUGCAUGAUAUAUCUUUGAGACUGUGUUUAAAAAAAAAAAAAAAAAAAAAACUUUUGUUGUCAAUAAUGUUAAACUCUUUCAAAAGGUAAUUGAAAUACUAGUUCCUCUUAGAUGUGAGAUUUAUAAGCAUUAGACCUGCAAUAAUUCUGUCAAAAUGAUACUAGGUAUUUUAAUCUGAUAGUGAGGACAAUUUAAAGGUAAUUUGCAAAUCAUUAGAAUCAGUUUUGAGUUAAAUACAUACAUUAACACAUUACAUUCUUUUAAAUUAUAUACUGUACAAGUGACUUUGUAUGUCCUGUUGAUCUCUCAUGACAGCAGUACACUUCAGUUCAUAAACUGGUCCUUGUAUUGUUUUGUUUUCUAAUCCCACACAGAGGAAACACCUUCCAUCAAAGCAGUGUGCAUUUGCAAUGUCUACUUCCAUUUUUCUUUCUUCCAAUCAACAUUAAUAAAUGUGUUGGCUUCUAAUGGAUUGUACCAGGCGAGCGUUUAGUACAGAGUUGAUUGUAAUAAUUUAUUUUUAAUGCCCUGCUGGGUGGACCUUUUACUCUUAAUUAAUCUGACCUCCUGUGGUGUGGCAUCAAACGAUGGUGACAUAGGAAUGCGAACUUGUUUUAACGCCUUAAGUCCUUGAAUAAACUGCUUUAUAUGUAUAAAUUAAAAUCUGACAAAUUUUAUUGUUCUGCCAGAGUGUGUGUGUAUGUACAUGUAUGUAUGUAUGUAUGUAUGUAUGUAUAUGUAUAUACAUAUAUAUUGUAUAUACAUACAUAAUAUACAUAUAUAUAUUGUUUGUUUGUUUGUUUGUUUGUUUGUUGAAAAAGCUGAAGAAAUGUAGAUGACUAAACACCUCAACUAUUCUUUAUACAGAAAUAUAUUGACCUGAAACAUGGAACUGCUCAUUGUCUGUGUCUUUUUAUUCUUCUGCAGUUUUUAAUAGAUUGAGUUUACCUUGUAAAUAAACCUGAAAGUCAAAA